This is a messenger RNA of Paramacrobiotus metropolitanus, 3213 nucleotides long. Its product is annotated as cytoplasmic aconitate hydratase-like. Gene Ontology annotation, molecular function: 4 iron, 4 sulfur cluster binding; aconitate hydratase activity. Lineage: Eukaryota; Metazoa; Tardigrada; Eutardigrada; Parachela; Macrobiotidae. The record is from RefSeq and is a predicted model, not a curated record. The coding region runs from base 262 to 2967 and encodes 901 amino acids. The transcript is spliced from 15 exons. Gene Ontology annotation, cellular component: cytosol; mitochondrion. Gene Ontology annotation, biological process: citrate metabolic process; tricarboxylic acid cycle.
UUUCCAUUUUAGUAGCAGGUUCUCUUUUCGUUUAAAAUCGUUAUCGCCCGCAGCCUUAACGUGAUUUAUCUACAUUCUUAUCCCUCGAUGCCGGCGCGGACUUUGCACGCACGCUGGUGACUCGAGCGUGGAGUGUGAAGGCGUAACUGAAUGCGUUUGAUGCUGGCUGAUUUGGCCGAUUUCGAAGGCAGUGUCGUGGUUUUCGUGCGGCUGUCGUCUUCUUCCUGAUUUAUCGCGCUCUGCUUCACUGUUUUAUUGAGGAUGCAUAUCCCGGCAGAAAAUCCAUACAUCAGCUGCAUCUCCCCGCUGGAGGUGGCCGGCACGCAGCACCAGUUUUUCGAUCUGCAUCGACUUUUUGAUGGAGAAAAUCGCGUUUUGUACGAUCGUCUGCCGUACAGUAUCCGCGUGCUGCUGGAGUCGGCGGUGCGCAACUGCGACGGCUUCCAUGUGCGCAAGAGCGACGUGGAGAGCAUCCUCAGGUGGGACGACGUCCACCGGCAUCCCGACGGCGUCGAGGUGGCCUUCAAGGCCGCCCGCGUCAUCCUCCAGGAUCUGACCGGCGUGCCGGUCGUGGUGGAUUUGGCGGCGAUGCGUAAUGCCGUGGAACAAUUAGGCGGCGAUGCCACCAAAAUCAACCCCAUCUACCCCGUCGAUCUCGUCAUCGACCACAGCGUCGUCGUGGACGCGUCGCGCACACCGGAAGCGCUGGAGAUUAACGAGAAGCUGGAAUAUGAGCGCAACGCCGAGCGCUUCCAAUUUCUUAAGUGGGGCGCGAAGGCCUUCCAGAACAUGCUGAUCGUCCCGCCUGGCUCCGGCAUCGUCCACCAGGUGAAUUUGGAGUAUUUGGCGCGGGUCGUCUUCGAAGCGGACAGCGGUCUGCUCUACCCGGACACCGUCGUCGGCACCGACUCCCACACUACCAUGAUCAACGGUCUCGGCGUCCUGGGAUGGGGCGUCGGCGGCAUCGAAGCGGAGGCCGUGAUGCUGGGCCAGGCCAUCAGCAUGGUCCUCCCGGAGGUGGUGGGCUUCAAGCUGACCGGCCGGCUGCCGGAAGUGACCACCAGCACGGAUCUGGUCCUCACCAUCACCGCGAUUCUGCGCAAAUUGGGCGUGGUGAAUAAGUUCGUGGAGUUCUUCGGCGCCGGGUGCGCCGCGCUGAGCAUCGCCGACCGCGCCACCAUCAGCAAUAUGGCGCCGGAGUACGGCGCCACCUGCGGCUUCUUCCCGGUGGACAACAAGACGCUGGACUACCUGCGACAGACCGGACGAACGUCGCGCAAAUUGGCCGUGGUGGAAGCCUACCUGAAAGCCACGGGCAUGUUCCGUGAUUACACCAAACCCGACGAAGACCCGACUUUCACCACCGUUGUCGAACUGGAUUUGAGUACGGUCGUGCCGAGCAUCAGCGGCCCGAAACGUCCGCACGACAUGGUCCCCCUGACCCAGGUCAAAGACGACUUCACCAAGGCUCUCACCAACAAGGUGGGCUUCAAGGGCUACGGUCUCCCGCCUGACCGGGUCAGCGCCCACGCGCCGCUGCUAUACGACGGCCGGGAGUAUCCGCUGCGCCACGGGGACGUGGUCAUCGCCGCCAUCACCAGCUGCACCAACACCAGCAACCCCAGCGUAAUGCUGGGCGCUGGACUGUUGGCCAGAAAGGCCGUGGAACGCGGGUUGUUGGUUAAGCCGUACGUUAAGACCAGCUUGUCGCCGGGGAGCGGGGUGGCCACGAAGUACCUGCAGUCCUCGGGAUUGACGCCGUUCCUGGAACAACUCGGGUUUUCGGUGACGGGCUACGGCUGCAUGACCUGCAUCGGGAACAGCGGGCCGCUGCACGAGUCCAUCGUGGCGGCCAUCGAGAAGGGCGACCUGAUCGUGGCCGGCGUGCUGUCCGGCAACCGCAACUUCGAGGGCCGCAUCCACCCCAACACGCGCGCCAACUACCUGGCCUCGCCGCCCCUGGUGGUGGCCUACGCGCUGGCCGGCACCGUGGCCAUUGAUUUCGACAGGGAGCCGUUGGGACAGUCGCCCGACGGGACGCCGGUCUUCCUGCGCGAUAUCUGGCCGACGCGCGAGGAAGUGGACCAGCUGGAGCGGAAGGUGGUGCAUCCGGCCAUGUUCGAGGAGGUCUACGGCAGUGUGGCGGCCGGGAAUAGUCGCUGGAAUUCGCUGGACGCGCAACCAUCGGUGCUGUAUCCGUGGAGCGAGAUGUCUACUUACGUCAAGUACCCGCCCUACUUCGACGGCAUGUCGCGGGAGGUGCACCCCAUCCAGCCCAUCCACGCCGCCCACUGCCUGCUGCACCUGGGCGACUCCAUCACGACGGACCACAUCAGUCCGGCCGGCAACAUCGCCCGCACCUCGCCAGCGGCCCGCUACCUCGUCGAGCGCGGCAUCGCUCCCAAAGACUUCAAUUCGUACGGGUCACGCCGCGGCCAUGAUGCCGUCAUGAAGCGCGGCACCUUCGCCAACAUUCGGCUCGUCAAUAAACUGGUGAGCAAGCCCGGUCCACAGACGGUGCACAUUCCCAGCGGCGACGUGAUGGACAUUCCGGAUGCCGCGGACCGCUACAUGGCGGAGGGGACCCCGCUGAUCAUCCUGACCGGGAAGGAGUACGGCUCGGGAUCGUCGCGCGACUGGGCGGCCAAGGGACCGCUGCUGCUGGGCGUGAAGGCGGUGAUCGCGGAGAGCUACGAGCGCAUCCACCGCAGCAAUCUGAUCGGGAUGGGCAUCGCGCCGCUGCAGUACGUGCCCGGCCAGAGCGCCGACACGCUGGGCCUGACGGGACGGGAGAAAUUCACCAUCGGCAUCCCCGAUCUCAUCCAGCCCGGCGACCGAGUCACCGUUAAGACGGAUGACGGGAAGGAGUUCCAGGUGGUGGCUCGCUUCGACACGGAAGUGGAGCUGACCUACUACCGCAACGGCGGCGUCCUCAACUACAUGGUGCGCAAGAUGACCGCCGCCUGAGUAUUCAACCUGCUUCGCUGUGGGAAACGGUUUUGGCCGCAUCUGUGGACGUUGCCUGUACACGUUAACCACCGGUGAUUUGUUAAACAUCUGUUUGUCAUCAGACGAUCAGUAACUACAAACUGAUUUUCAGUGCAACCGUAAAUAAGAAGUAUUACACCCGGGAAACCGUAAAUUCUAUAUUCGUACGUAACUUGCUGCGCCAAUUCGAUAGAACUAUAUAUAUAAUAAAAAAAUAAGAAGAUC